CCUCUUCUUCUUCUUCUUCUUCUUUUUUUUUUUUCCUUCUUGGUAUCCUUUUUUUUGUUUGCUUCUUCUGCUCUGUUGCUCUGUGGCCAACAAUGGCGAUACUUCCCUUGAGACCGGAGAAUCAUUUUUUCUCCUCUCCGAUUCACGCACGUAAACAUAACUUCUCCUUCUUCUCCCACAAUCACAGGUCCACGACUCGCUUCUUCUGGAAAAACCAUUACCAUCCUCUGAAUUCUAGGGUUCUCUGCACUGCAAGUGGCACGGAACGUGCCAAAGAGAACAAGAAGUUUCCGGAGAAACCUACUCCGUUGGGGCCUUUGUUACCGGAUUCGGAUUCUGGAGGUAAUUUGGGCCUUAGUACGAAAACGGGAUUGGGUCGGAAGUGGCCGCCAUGGGAAAAUAUUCCCGAGAGAUACAAGCUUAUUAGCGCAACGUCUCUUGCCUUUGUCAUCUGUAAUAUGGAUAAGGUGAACUUGAGUAUUGCUAUAAUUCCGAUGUCACACCAGUUCGGAUGGAACUCAUCCGUUGCCGGCUUGGUCCAAUCAUCAUUUUUCUGGGGUUAUGCCUUGAGCCAGUUGCCGGGUGGGUGGCUGUCCAAGAUUUUCGGUGGCAGAAAAGUCUUAGAGAUUGGUGUAUUAACUUGGUCUUUGGCGACAGCCCUUGUUCCCGUCCUUGCUGGAUUUAUGCCUAGUUUAAUAUUUUGUCGGAUUUUGGUAGGAAUAGGAGAAGGAGUUUCUCCCUCAGCCGCGACUGACCUUAUUGCCAGGACGAUACCCAUAGAAGAGCGCUCAAGAGCUGUAGGCUUUGUUUUUGGUGGACUAAGUUUUGGAAGCGUUAUGGGGCUUCUCUUGGCUCCUCCUCUUAUCCAGAACUUUGAUUGGGAAUCGGUCUUUUACAUAUUUGGUCUUCUUGGGAUUGCCUGGUUCUUGGGGUUCCAAUUACUUAAAUCAGAAGAGGCUUCAUAUGUAGCUGAAUCUUUUGAAGGUCAUGAGUCCACUACUCUGUGUAUACCCCAGAAAACCGCAUUGAAAGAUUUGGGGAACUCUCUAAAGGAUAUACCGUGGAAUUCGUUUUUCCGAAGUUCAGCUGUUUGGGCUAUGAUAUACACUCACUUUUGUGGAAGUUGGGGUCAUUAUACAUGUCUAUCUUGGCUACCAACCUAUUUCAGCGAGGAGCUGAACCUGAAUUUGACUGAAGCUGCUUGGGUUUCCAUCCUUCCUCCACUGGCUUCAAUUUUCGUGACCAGUCUUGCUUCACAGUUUGCUGACUACUUAAUUUCAAAUGGAGUUGAAACUACCACGGUUCGGAAGAUCUGUCAAACCAUUGCGUUCAUGUCUCCCGCUGUAUGUAUGUCGCUUUCAUCUGUGGAUCUUGGAUUACCACCAUGGGAAAUAGUUGGAUUCUUGACCGGUGGCUUGGCCCUAUCAAGUUUUGCUUUAUCAGGACUUUACUGUACACAUCAGGACAUGUCACCUGAAUAUGCAAGCAUACUUCUGGGUAUUACAAACACGGUCGGGGCAGUACCUGGAAUAGUAGGAGUGGCUCUUACGGGUUUUCUCCUUGACACGACCCAUUCAUGGAGUAUGUCUCUAUUUGCACCAUCCGUAUUCUUCUACUUGACAGGCACUGUUGUAUGGUUGGCAUUUGCAAGUAGUAAACCUCAGAAUUUCACCAAGGAUGGAAUGGAAGUAAUGACUGAUGAUGAAUGAGUGAGUUUUCCCUUCUGACCAGACAGGUACAAAAGGUAAAAUGGUGGUAAUUUUUUGUUCCUCCUCAUAGCAUUUUACCCGGUCUGGGUUAUUUACUGCAUAGUUUCAAAUGUAAACACUUGCUGUAAAGUUGUGUAUACUUUUUUGUUACUUAAUACAGUUGGAAAUUCCUGAAAUUACCCAGUUGGUUAUUAAAAUCA
Molecule: messenger RNA, 1909 nt
Organism: Tarenaya hassleriana
Lineage: Eukaryota; Viridiplantae; Streptophyta; Magnoliopsida; Brassicales; Cleomaceae
Product: probable anion transporter 6, chloroplastic
Exons: 15
Coding region: 93-1709 (538 amino acids)
Biological process (GO): transmembrane transport
Molecular function (GO): transmembrane transporter activity
Source: RefSeq, a predicted model, not a curated record